Molecule: messenger RNA, 1108 nt
Organism: Xenopus laevis (African clawed frog)
Lineage: Eukaryota; Metazoa; Chordata; Amphibia; Anura; Pipidae
Gene: ppic.S
Product: peptidylprolyl isomerase C (cyclophilin C) S homeolog
Exons: 5
Coding region: 115-741 (208 amino acids)
Source: RefSeq, a predicted model, not a curated record
CAGCACUUUGGGGCGGGGCCAUCGGGUGAAGGUCUGGGCGUGUGGGUGGAGCUAAGCUUUGCUGAGGUUGCAGGCGUGUCACAUACCGCAUGUAGUGCUGCUGCUGUACUGGAGAUGUGUGGGUAUCGUAACCUACUGCUCCUGGGGCUCGGCUUGUUCUUACUCUCGACAGCUCAUGGCUACAGGAAGAGGGGACCUGCUGUGACUGCCAAGGUGUUUUUUAAUAUAGGGGUUGGAGGCACUGAUGCCGGCAGAAUAGUUAUUGGCUUGUUUGGAAAAGUUGUACCGAAGACUGUAAAAAACUUUGUUGCUCUAGCAACUGGAGAAAAAGGAUAUGGUUACAAAGGCAGCAAAUUCCACAGAGUAAUCAAGGAUUUCAUGAUCCAAGGUGGAGACUUUACUAAUGACGAUGGAACAGGAGGAAAAAGUAUAUAUGGAGAGACUUUCCCUGAUGAAAACUUCAAGAUAAAACACUACGGUAUUGGAUGGGUCAGCAUGGCGAACGCUGGGCCUGAUACCAAUGGCUCCCAGUUCUUUAUCUCUACAACCAGACCUUUAUGGCUGAAUGGAAAGCAUGUUGUGUUUGGCAAAGUCCUGGAAGGCAUGGCGGUAGUGCACUUAAUCGAGCACCAGCAGACAGAUGAAAGAGAUCGACCUCUGAAAGACUGCGUUAUUGUCAACAGUGGCGAGAUUACUGUAAAAGAGCCAUUUGUGGUAGAAGUGGAUGACUGGCAAGAUUAAAAUAUGUAUUACUUAUCUUUCAUAUUAAGUACUUCUCAAUUAAUGUAAUUAUGUUUACCAUUUCAGCCCUCGACAUUACAGAGUAAUUCUUCAUUCCAUUUUAUGUAGUUUGGUGUUUAGUCGGAUGAAAUAUUCCAGCAAAUAAAAAGUGCAAUGUUUUGGUUUGUUUGCACUACAGGAAAUAAAGAGUCCAGUCAUCGAAGCUUUAUUUUUCCCAGGUGAAAAUAUCUUUUCUCUCACAGAUUUUUAGAGGUUUCCAAAUGGUAAGAUGACACUGGGCAAGGCAUUUGCAGGAAGAAAAAUCUAAACAUGGAAUGAAUGCAAGUUGCCCACAUGUAUGGCCAAUAAACAAAUCUUCCUUUGAAAA